Molecule: messenger RNA, 2136 nt
Organism: Branchiostoma belcheri (Belcher's lancelet)
Lineage: Eukaryota; Metazoa; Chordata; Leptocardii; Amphioxiformes; Branchiostomatidae
Product: ribosomal L1 domain-containing protein 1-like
Source: RefSeq, a predicted model, not a curated record
ACUAAACACCCCGGCUGCAUGGUACAGUCCCACGUGGCGUGCAAGAAAAUGGCGACGUUGGACGAUGAUCAGGUUGCAAAGGCUGCCAAGGCCCUGGUAACUUUCCACGAGGAGAGAGGAACGAAGAAGAAGAAGGGAAAGAAAGAUUUGCUGGACGAUGAAGCGGCCAUGCCCGUGUUCAUGCAGUUCUCAGUCAAAAGGAUCCCAAAGGACAAGAACCAGAAAUAUCUUAUAAAACUUCCUCACAUCAUUCAGAAGCCCCGGGAGGUGUGCCUGUUUACCCGAGACAGGAAGAACCUGGAGCCAGAACUCCCCACUUCUGAGCUGUACUACAGGGACCUGCUCAAGAAAAAGGGAGUCACGUGUGUCAACGAGGUUAUCUCUUACAACAAGCUGGCUAAGGAGUAUAAGCAGUAUGAGUCCAAGCUACGUCUGCUCAAGUCCUUCGACCUGUUCCUCUCAGACCGAGCAGUCACCCGGUUGCUCCCCUCCCAUCUGGGAAAACACUUCUACGCUGCCAAGAAGUUCCCUAUUGAUGUGAACUUGGAGAAGAAGAACCUGAAGGAAGAGUUCCAGCGUGUCAUGGGCAGUACCAGGUGUACAAUCACUGGACAUGGCUCCUGUAGCUCUGUAAUGGUGGGCAGCACCAGUAUGACAGCAGAACAGGUGAAAGAAAAUGUGCUGGCUGUGGCUAAAGAGCUGGGAAACAAACUAGAGUUUGGCUGGUCCAACAUGAAGUCAGUCAGCAUUAAGUCUCAGAAGUCCCCAGCUCUCCCAGUCUACGUGAACAUGGAGCCGCUCCAGGUGUCGUCAGAAACCAUCGCUGCCUGGCGGAAGGAGAGGAUCCAGAACCAAGAGGACCGUCAGGCCUCAAAGAAGAGAAAGAACAGGAAGAAGAAAAGGAAAUCAAAGCAAGCUGCAAAGACUGAAGAGGCCACGGCAGAAGGCAAGAAGAAGACACCUGAGGAACCAGGUGAGAGUAAGAAACAGAAGAAAAAGGAGUCAGAGGAAGGAAAAGAGAAUGCUGAAGAGGGACCAGUGCAAGGUGACGAUCAGAGAACAAAUCAGGAGUCGGCAGGGAAACAGAAGAAACAAGCAGCAGAAAAAGGAGCACAGAAAGUCCCAGAGCCAAUGAAGAUUCAAAAUGGACAGGAUACCAAAGAUGAGAAAGCAAAGGAAGCUGGGAAGGUACAGAAGCAGAAAGCAGAGACCACCAAAGCUGUUGGGGCGGCCAAAAAACAGCAGCCACAGGAAGAGUCAAAGGUGGGCAAAGCAGUCACUGCAGACAAGGUUAAGGAACAGGAAGAGAACGAAGAGGAUGAUGAUGAUGAUGAUGUUAUAGAGGAAGAAGAUGAGGAUGAGGAUGAGGAGAUGUACAGUGAUGAGUCUGAGCUGGAGUUUGAGAGUGAUGAUGAUGAGGAAGAUGAUGAUGAAGAGGAGGAAGACAGCUUCAUAGAUGACGAAGCUGAGGAGGGAGAAGAAACAGAUGAAAGUGAUGAAUGGGAACUGAUAGAAGGUGAAGAAGGGAGUGAAGAAGAGUCGGAGGGGGAAGGAGAGGAAGAUGAGGAUGAGCCAACACCUCCGAAAAAGAGAAAAAUUGUGAAAUCAGGUAAGCCUGCUGCAUCCCCAAGGAAGAACAUCAAGGCUGUAGAGAAGGCAGAAGCCCUGAAGAAGAACACUCCCAAAUCUACACCCUCGAAGAAACCCCAGAUGGAGACAACUCCAGUCACCAAGCAAGGCACAAGUGGGAAACCCAAAGCUGCUCCCAAACAGAAGGGUACUCCAAGGGCAGCUGCGAACAUUCCUCAGAAGGCCACACCGAAAUCCAUGGGUACACCCAAAGCAAGCAGUACCCCCAUGCCCACCACCCCGAUGACAGGGGUAUGGAAGGUUACUCCUGGGCAGAAGUCAGGUGGUAAAACACCUGUGGGGGGGCAGAAGUCAGGUGGUAAAACACCUGUGGGGGGGCAGAAGUCAGGUGGUAAAACACCUGUGGGGGGGCAGAAGUCAGGUGGUAAAACACCUGUGGGGAAGAAAGCUGCAGGGAAGGGCUCCAAACCAUCAACACCUAUGUCUGCCAAGGGGAAAAGGAAACAUAACUGAAUUUAUCUGUAACUCAUUUCUUUGUGGCUGUUA